UCGUGCACGUCGCAGGUUCAUUUCGUCUCGAUCGGUCGUACGGUGCGGUUGUCCCAACGUCGGUGACACACAGAGUGGUGCAAGAGUGUUGUGAUCCUCGCGUACGAUAGCAAAGGUGCGUCGGUAUCAUGCCCAGUGACGAGCUAGUGGUGGUUCCGGUCCCGAACCUGGAUAAAGCGCCCGCCCGCUACGAUAACGAGAUCGACGAGCUGGAUGCACACUGCCAGCAAUUAGCGCGGGACUUUCUGCGUGAAAACCCGACGAUCCGUGACCAGAGCCUGGCGCAGCUGCGUGACUGGAUAGCGAAGCAUCCGAGCAUCAAGCGAUGCCGCACCGAUGCACGCUUUCUGUUGCGCUUCCUGCGCACCAAGAAGUACUCGUUCAUCAACGCGUCCCACAUGCUGGAGCGCUAUCUGUCGUGUCGCGUCGUUCAUCCGCACUGGUUCAAGGGGCUGGAUAUCGAGGAUCGGGAGAUGUGUGAGCUUGUGGAGGCCGGGUUUUUGUAUCCGUUGCUGGAGAAGGAUGCACGUGGCAGGACAGUGAUUUUUGGUGAUGCAGGCACGUUGGACCCGAAAGUGUACACCGUUGGGCACGGGAGUCGAAUGCACAUGCUGGUGGGUGAAACGCUGUACGAUGAUGCGUCGGUGCAGUGUGCUGGGUUUGUGUUGGUGUACGAUCUGUCUGGCAUUACGAUGGGAAUGUUGGGGUUGGUGACGUUGAACGAUAUCCGCGAUCUGGCGACGUACCUCAACAACGCUGUACCGAUGCGUAUCCAGGAGCUGCACUUCGUCAAUACACCGAGCUUGGCAUUGAAGAUCGCCAACUACACGCUGGCCCUGAUGAACGAGAAACUGCGCAAUCGCAUCAUGUGUCACCGCAGCUGGGAGGAUCUGCACAAAAAGGUGGACAAACGGCUGAUCCCCCAGGAGUACGGUGGAGUGAUCCCGAAGGAUGAGCACAUAGCGGCGUUCAAGAAGCGCUGCCACAUGUACCGUCCCCAGCUGCUCGCACUGGACGAGAUGGACUACGAGGUUGGACGAGAGUUGGACAGCUGCAAAAAGGCCCACGUGGCCGAGAUUGAAAGUGGCACGAUCGGAAGCUUCCGGAAGCUGCAGCUGGACUAGAAUGUGCCCUGCUGGACGUAUUUAGUUUUAAUGUAAUGGGUUCUCUUAGACUGUGAUGUAUCUCUUGGUUGUUUUUUGUUCGCUCGAUUGUUUACGUAUAAUCCCGAUUGAUUUCGUGUUUGCCUUAAAUACUUAUUACACUAAGGAACAAUGGUGGAUAGAAGAAAUGUUUCAUUUUAUUCCAUUUUCCUCCCCUCUCUAUGGUUAAUGAUUUCGUGUAAGAUUUUGUACGAAACCCCUCGACGUCGAAAGACUUUGGUAGCGUCCGAUCGGCAGUGGCCGAUGUUGACAUUGCGCGUAAUGAUAAUAAUUAGCACCUGCCGAAUGCGCGAUGGGUGCCCGGGCCGAGGGAAAACAAAAGGUUUCUUUUUCAACAUCAUCGUGGGUGCGUCGUGGCCGAUGUGACCAGAAAUGAUAAUCUUUAUUCAAGGAUGACCCUCGCCCGAGGUGUGAAGGAUGAAGUUUGUACGAUGAACGAUGUAAAUUUUGACGGGCGAUGUGUGUUGGUAGUAGCAUAAGAUUUUAUCAAUGUGUAUAUUUGUAAAAGAAAUAUUUUAAUAAAAAGAGCAUUUUGAAUGAAAA
Messenger RNA from Anopheles stephensi (Asian malaria mosquito), 1706 nucleotides. RefSeq names its product clavesin-2-like. The record is from RefSeq and is a predicted model, not a curated record. NCBI's taxonomy places the organism in Eukaryota, Metazoa, Arthropoda, Insecta, Diptera, Culicidae. Gene Ontology annotation, cellular component: membrane. Bases 129 to 1124 code for a protein of 331 amino acids. The transcript is spliced from 2 exons. Gene Ontology annotation, molecular function: phosphatidylinositol bisphosphate binding.